This is a messenger RNA of Fomitopsis serialis, 2406 nucleotides long. RefSeq lists its product as uncharacterized. Gene Ontology annotation, cellular component: Golgi apparatus. The record is from RefSeq and is a predicted model, not a curated record. Bases 89 to 2134 code for a protein of 681 amino acids. Gene Ontology annotation, biological process: carbohydrate phosphorylation; N-glycan processing to lysosome. The transcript is spliced from 8 exons. Lineage: Eukaryota; Fungi; Basidiomycota; Agaricomycetes; Polyporales; Fomitopsidaceae. Gene Ontology annotation, molecular function: UDP-N-acetylglucosamine-lysosomal-enzyme N-acetylglucosaminephosphotransferase activity.
GCUAUUUUUAGGGGACGAUUUGCUAGAGGAGCACGCUCAUCAGGCAGCCGUCCCAACAUGGCGCGGAGCAGUGCGCAGCUGCCAUAUCAUGUACAUAGACCUCACAGCCCUGCCACGUCCCGCCCACGUCCUCGCCCCAUGCCCGCCCGCUAGUCGCAUGGUCAAGUACGUCCCAGCCUACUUUCUCCGGCGGCGGUUCGUGCUGGCCACGGCCUUCGCCGCCUCCCUCCUUGUUCUCUUCAUCUAUCUCCACCGCGCGUUCGAGGACCUCGACGACGAGCUCGGCCUCACCGCGCGCCUCGAGUCGACGUCCUACAUCCCAUUCGAAAUCGCCCCGCUCCCGCCACCGCCACGCACGCCAUUGCUGCCUGUCCGCGAUCUGCGCGCGUCAUGCCUCGACGCCCACUUCAGUCUUGGCGAUGAUUGUCUUGGCGACCAGGUUGAUCCGCUCGACGUGCUCUGGACGUGGGUCAACGGCUCCGACUUCCUCCUCCAGGAGGCCAAGGAGCACGCCCAGUCCCAGUACGACCAAAACGACCCAUACAGGCCUGUGAAGUCGGGCACUCAGGCACGCCUGUACCGCGAUCAUGACGAGCUCAAAUACUCAAUGCGAUCGGUCGUCAACAACUUCAAAUCGCCCGGGUCUCGGUACCGACUACUGACCACCGACUUCGCCGUGCCCGAUCAGUACGCCAAUAGAACCAAUCUCACAACACCGGAAGUAUGGCGACUCGGCCAGCUGCCGCAAUGGCUCGACUGCGACAAACGUGUCGGGGCUGGACGGUGGAGCGAUGGGGACAUGGAGCUCAUUGUUACGCACCACGCGCAGUUCUUCAGGCCGUACGGUGGUACGGUUUUCAACAGGAACGACGACCUCUUCAUGCUAAAUCCCGUCACCCCCGCAACAUUCUACACAUCCGCAUACGGCAUCGUCCUCCACCUGCAGCCCGAUCUCCUCGUCAAGCCCGACCGACCGACGACCAGAGUGAUGGGCGAAUGGCGCUCCCUCGGCGAGAGCAACUGGCUCCUCAGCAAUCGCUUCGGGGCGCGUUCCCGACCGUACGUAGCGCACGAAGCGAAGCCCGCGGGGAUGCACCUCCUGCACGAGCUGCACACGAUCUGGCCGCAGGUCUUCGCGUCCUCGGCCCUGCACAAGUUCCGGGAGACCGUGAAGGGCGACGGGGACGUAAACACGAUGUUCAUGAGCACCCACUUCGUCGUGGAGCGCGCGCGUGAGGCGCUUCUGUGGGCGUGGGUCGUCGGCGCGAUCGGCGGGCCGGACGACGAGUGGGGCGCGGUGGAAGCGCAGCGGGCGUGGCUGGAGGUCGGGGGCGGGUUUUGGGAGAGUUUGGCCGCGGUGGAUGAGCUGGUCGUGACGAGCGGGUAUCGGGAGACGUUGGAGACGGAGAGGGUGCGGGCGACGAUGGUCGCGCAUGGGUACGAGCCGGACUAUCUGACGUCGUAUAUCUUCUCCUCCCUCGACGGGUUCCCGUACUUGAACCUGGGGCCCACCGGCAAGCCCAGCUUCCCAUCGGUCAAGCCAGACACGGCGGAGAUGGCACUCCCCCGGUGUCGACUGUCCUACUCGCAGUGCUUCACGGUGGACAGGACCCUUGGGGACGGGUCCAAGGCGAGCGAGGUGUUCAAACAUCUCGCGUUCCGGGAUCCGCGGUGCGGCGAUUGCGUGAUCAGCGCACUCGUCAAGGCGAGCGGCAAGCUCGGCGUGUCGGCGUUCCUGCCGCCUGCGGAGCGGGUUGUCCAGACGACGCCUCCGCUGGACUCGGAUGUGGGCAGGGACGUCCCGCACCUGCCGCUCGUGGAUGACUGGCAGAAGGGCGACUUUUCGCUCACGGGGGUCAUGGCGAGCAGCCAGGAGACGAACGUGAGGCAAUGGACGCUGCAGCUCCUGCACCGAUAUCGCUACGUGCUCGGCUCGACGCCGAUGUCGUUCGAGCGGAUCGUGUCCGGGAUGCAAGUAGCGGCCGUCAUCAACCGGAUCGAGCGCGCGGACAACGUCGCGCUCCUCUGCAUGAACGACGACGUGUCGCGGCCGAACCAAGAUGCGGAGGUCAACCGCGUGCUCCGGAGGUGGUUCGAGCGGCGGUGGGGCCGUGCGGCGGCGUGGGAGAGGUAGCAAUCAGCUGGCGGGGUGUGUGACAUCCGGCAGGUCCUCCGCCCCGCGAGUCAGCUGAGCGAUGCCCAAGGAGUCGAGUAAGCUAGUCUAGUAGGGUGGGCAGGAUAGCUGGCGUUGACGUUGGUAGUCGAUAAGUUAUUGUAUUUCUAGCGUCUGUCUCGGUCGAUGCGAUGUUGUUGCCUCUCGUUGCUUUGUUUGUUUGCCUUUGUAGACAUGUAUCGGUUGCUGGGGUGUAUCGUAAUGUAGUGCUACUAAUCGAUUUGGAUACCCAA